Molecule: messenger RNA, 915 nt
Organism: Lichtheimia ornata
Lineage: Eukaryota; Fungi; Mucoromycota; Mucoromycetes; Mucorales; Lichtheimiaceae
Exons: 5
Coding region: 1-915 (304 amino acids)
Biological process (GO): heme catabolic process; heme oxidation; response to oxidative stress
Molecular function (GO): heme oxygenase (decyclizing) activity; heme binding
Source: RefSeq, a predicted model, not a curated record
AUGUCUACCGUUGCAGUUGACACCGCCACACUUGCACAUGCUCAUCAUCAAUUCCCUGUAUUUGAAAGCCACAAUGAUGACUUUUUAAAAGACCCCCAAUUAGCAGCAGCCAUGCGUGAAGGUACAAAGGAAGCCCACAAGGCUGCUGAAAAUAGCGUCUUUACAAAGCGAUUUAUCAAAGGAGAGAUCAAUCGUAACGAGUAUGGCCGCUACAUCACCUCGCUGUAUUUUGUUUACGACACCUUAGAACGGCUUUUGGAAAAGCACAAGGACACGCCAGCCAUCAAGGCCAUUUACUUUCCAUAUGAACUCAUGCGAUCGAAAGCCCUUUUGAAAGAUUUGGAAUACUAUUAUGGCAAGGACAAGUUGGCCCAAGUAAUUGACCCGUCAACAAUGACACCUGCUGUAAAGGAAUACGUUAAUGCCAUGGAACAAGCAUGUGAAAUGGAGCCUGCUUUGUUGGUAGCACAUAGCUAUUCCAGAUAUCUGGGUGAUCUCAGUGGCGGUCAAAUUUUAGCGAAGCGACUCAAGAAGCACGUGUUGGGAUUAUCCGAAACGGAUGGCGAAUGGGAUUCAGACCAAGGAUUGGCAUUUUAUGCCUUUAACAAUAUUGGCAACCAAAACGCAUUCAAGAAUGAAUAUCGUGAAAGGCUCGAUACAGUGCUUGUUACUCAAAAGACACGAGAUCUGAUUGUGAAAGAAGCCAUCCGAUCAUUUGAACUCAAUAUUGGCGUCUUUGAUGAAAUCCAAGAACUUUCUGAACAAGGAAAGUUGAUACCCACUCUCAUCCAAGGAUCCAAAGAUAACGGCUCUCAAAGGCCAAACCGAUCAUUAUCAUCAUCAUCAUCAUUCUUUGUCAGUGCACUGGCUAUUAGUAUUUUUACUGCAUAUUAUUACACUCGCAUGCAUAAAUAA